Molecule: messenger RNA, 738 nt
Organism: Microsporum canis CBS 113480
Lineage: Eukaryota; Fungi; Ascomycota; Eurotiomycetes; Onygenales; Arthrodermataceae
Exons: 2
Coding region: 1-738 (245 amino acids)
Source: RefSeq, a predicted model, not a curated record
AUGGCCCUCGGCGGUCCCUUGCUACUGAGUGACAUAUACCUUGUGGUUGCAGACGACGAACUGGAGUUGGCCAGGUCUGCCUUGACCUCACAUGGUUUUGACGAGCUGCCCCAGACACACCAGCGGUUUUUCUUCCCUGCAACCAAGGAAAGUCCGACAGGGUGGCCUGGCUAUCGGUUUUUACCUCACGAAGUCGGUCCUGACGAUGGUCCCGAUAGGUACUGGGCCACAAGCACCAUUAUCAUGCCAGCAUCUUUUUGGCAUCUUGAUCUGAGUCCAGGAUCCUGGACGACAACCACAUUCCUUGUUCCGGACACGGCGUACCGUUUCCCAUGCAGGCUAGCUUAUCUUCGAGCAAUGAUUGAUGUUAUUGCUGAGCGCCAUGGCGUUGAGGAGCUGAACAGUCAAAUUACCUCCUACUUUAAAAUCCAAUAUUCUUACCUGAGUGUCCUGGGCGAUGUUCUUGCAUGUCUUCCAGUCGAGGAUCAAUUCUUCGUCGACUUAUUCGGCAAGGUCAUUCUCAACAGCGCAAAGAAGAAGGUCUGUUAUUUCCGACAGCAGAUCCGAGCCGGUCUUAUAACUCCUGAAAAGGCAAGGACCCUCGUACCCAGAAAGGAUCUGGAGGUCGCAGCCAUAAAAGCAAAGUACAGCAAGCUAGGCCAAAACGCCAACGGUGGGAAACCUGCUGUCAGAUUUCUAUUUCACUUCCCGCAUCCCUCAACGUCAAGCAGCAAAUGA